UAGCUCGCCCCGCGAUUGGCUUGGUCUUAUCCAAGAUGGCUGCCCACUGCUGAGGGAGAACGCGGUUAUUUCAUGUCAACAUGUCAGUCCUCAGAGUCUGUGCCUUAGCUCAAAGUCUCAGUCGCCGCAGUUUGUUGGAGAAGUGCACACUUCGCGGGUAUUCUGCGGACUGUUGUCGGCUGUGUGCGUCAUUGAGAAGCGGCGCAGUCAGACGAAUCUCAGAGACACCUCUCCAGCUUCAGAGAAGAAAUGUGUCGUUUGUUAUCCCAAAGACAGAAGCUGCAAAAAAGCGUGUGUUGGAACAGUCUCAACUGUUUGACGUGCUUGAGGCCAGGAUCCAGCAACUCCAGACCGACAUUGUUCUCGACAUCCAACAUGCUGAGGUGCAAGUUGUUAAAGCCGGCUCCUCUGGAAGAGGGGUUUCAUCUAGUUGGGGUCCCAAAAGCACGUCUAAGGAGAAGAUUGUCAUUCCUAAAUCAGGAGCUAAAGGAACUUCUAAACCUCAGCAAAGCCGCUGGAUUGAAAAGUUAGCUCUGGAGAAAAAAGAAAAACUUAAAAUACAGCAGGGAGUUAAGCAAACCGAUAAGAGGAAACCAACCGCCAAAUCAAAAGGGAGCAAAAGCAGCUCCCAGAUCCUACCAGGCACAUCACAUAAAACUAUAUCUACCACAGCUAAAAAGACCAUACCUGCGAUUAAGACAAACAGAGGAUGCACAAAAGUAUCAGAUAAAAUUCAUGCUGCGGUUUAUUCAAAAGCCACUUCCACUGCAGCCACAGCACAUAAUGUUUCUAAAGGGAAGUGGAAGGACUCUAAAAAUCAGCAUCAUGGGGAAAAGGAGCAAAAUCGGACUGAUUAUGCUCAGAGCAAAGCUACGGAGCUGGCUGAGGUGGAAAAGUUGGAGAGGAGGCUCAGUCAACAGGCGAACCAGUCGAAGUCCUCUAGUGUUCCAGAGCGCCCACAGGUGGACAGUGAAGAGCGUGCAAGUGGGGACAUGCAGAUGAGCAUCCGCUCCUACCUGGAGGCGUGUGUGUUUGCGGGGGACAUUGAGAGAGCAAACCAUUUCCUGCUCAGCCAGCACAGAGUAAUACGUCGACGGAAACUUCUGAACACGGAUAUUUACAACAUCCUGAUGAGGGUGUGGGCUAAGAAGUGCUUAUUACAUCAGAUCGGUCGCAUAUUUAUUCUGUUAGAGGAGGCUGGUCUUAAGCCAAACCUGGGAUCCUACUGUGCUGCCCUGGAGUGUAUGGGCCGCAGUCCCAGCUGCACCCCAAAAGUCGUCACGAGGUGCCUGAAUCAGAUGCAGCAGGACGGUCUGUCUGUGGAUGAUGUGUUCAGCCAGUGUGUGUUUCGACAAGAUGAGAAAGACAUGGUGCUGAAGGCCAUGCGCAUGAUCCAGCCCGACUACCAACCCUGCCUCAAGCUGACGACAAACGAGGGCUAUACAUCAUUGGUUCAGGACUUUUACACACAGAGAAUAGACCACCACUACCCCAAACUGGACUUCACUCAGGAGGAGCUCCACAAGGGUUUCAAACGUCAGCUCCAUGUGGAGCAGGCCUGCACUGCCACCAUCCCCUCAGUGGAGGCUGACAAGCCUGUCACUGAAAACAUGGCCAAAAUGAGGGCGCUGCUGGCCGAGCAGCGGGCUCAAUGGCAGAAGAGCCUCCUCCAGGCCCUGAGGGAGACCAAGAUGAUCCUGGCCAGCACAAACACCAAGGACUACAGGCUCAACCUUUAUCCCUACCUCUGUCUGCUGGAGGAUCGAGAGUAUGUUGACAUCAUGAUACAGAGUGUUGCCAACCUGCCUCCCAGUGGAGAUUCGCUGAAGAUUUUAGCCGGAGAUCUGGGCAACAGGGUCUAUACCAAGUAUUCUGUGCGACAGAAACAGCAGAAUCAGAUGGUGGAGAAGCUGGGCAAAAUCUACUGCAGUUACACGGAGCUGCUGGCCAAAGAUACCAAGGAGUAUGACGUCCUUCCCAGGGAGCAGUGGUGUAACCUGGAGAUGGAGCUGACUUCAGGACCCAUGUUGCAGGGGGGCGAGACAAGCUGGCCGUACAUAGUGACUCUGGAGCUGGGCACAUGCUUGGUGGAUAUGAUGGUGAAGAACCUUAAAAUUAAUAGUGACAUCCUGAACCCAGCCCAAGAAAGGAAGCACAUCCCCGUCCUCUACCACAUGUACACCUUCCGCAGCAUCCGACAGAUCGGUUUCAUCAAGCUCCACCCCAUCCUGUCUCAGAUGCAACAGGAAGCCAUGGAGACCGAGCUGACCUUUGACUCAUGCGUGAUGCCGAUGCUGUGCCCUCCUGUGCCCUGGACUUCUGUGAAGUUUGGAGCCUACCUGCUGACACCGGCUAAGCUGAUGCGCACAGUGGACGGGGCCGUCCAACACGAGGUGUUGCUGGAGAAAUGCCAGAACCUCCACGCAGUCCUGGACUCUCUCAACCAGCUGGGCAGCUGUGCCUGGAGGAUCAACAAACCUCUGUUGGAUAUAAUUAUCUCCAUCUUCAAUGACCGGGGAAAUGAUAAGCUAGACAUCCCUCCUCCACUAUCGGAGGCCCCCAAAUUACCCCACUUCAAUCCUCAAGAUCCCAAUCACACAGCUUCUGAGAAGGCCCAUAUGAGAAGAGAGGUGGUCAUGGCCAAAAAGAAAUACAGUGAGAUGCACAGCCUGCGUAUGGAUGCCCUCUAUAAACUCUCCAUCGCCAACCACAUGCGGGAUGAGACUUUCUGGUUCCCUCACAACAUGGACUUCAGGGGUCGUACCUACCCCUGUCCUCCAUACUUUAAUCACCUAGGGAGUGAUGUGACUCGGGCCAUCCUUUUGUUUGCGGAGGGGAAGCCCCUCGGUCCCAAGGGCCUUGACUGGCUAAAGAUCCACUUUGUCAAUCUGACAGGGUUAAAGAAGAGGAGCUCACUACAGGGACGGCUGGAGUACGCCAACACAAUCAUGGAGGACAUACUGGACUCUGCCGACAACCCUCUCAAUGGUAAGAAGUGGUGGAUGAAUGCGGAUGAGCCUUGGCAGGCUCUGGCAUGCUGCAUGGAAAUAGCCACGGCUGUGAGAUCUCCCGAUCCAACACAGUUCAUCUCCAACUUUCCUGUUCAUCAGGACGGCUCCUGUAAUGGGCUCCAGCACUACGCCGCUUUAGGCAGGGAUGUGAUUGGUGCCACCUCAGUCAACCUCUUGCCCUGUGACGUGCCCCAGGAUGUGUACAGCGGAGUAGCACAGCAGGUGGAGGAGUUCCGAGCUGAGGAUGCAGAGAGUGGCGUGAAGAUCGCCAAGGUCCUGGAGGGCUUCAUCAGCAGGAAGGUGGUCAAACAGACGGUGAUGACUGUGGUGUACGGGGUGACACGUUACGGGGGACGCCUCCAGAUAGAGAAGAGACUGAAGGAGAUUGAUGAGUUCCCCAAGGAGCAUGUCUGGGAUGCGUCCCAUUACCUGGUACGACUGGUGUUCACUGGCCUAAAAGAGAUGUUUACAGGGACCAGAGAGAUCCAGGAUUGGCUGACAGAGAGCGCCAGGCUCAUCUCCAAGUCUGGCCACACUGUGGAGUGGGUGACACCCCUGGGUUUACCCAUCAUUCAGCCUUACCAUCGCACACGCAACCAAAUGAUGAAGAGUAUCAUGCAACAUAUCAACCUCAAAAUCAACCAUGACAUCAAAGAGCGGCCGGACACGGUCAAACAGAAGAACGCCUUCCCGCCAAACUUCAUCCACUCCCUGGACUCCACCCACAUGAUGCUGACUUCUCUCCACUGCUACAGCGCUGGUCUGACAUUCGUCUCGGUUCACGACUGUUUCUGGACCCACGCCCUCACCGUGGACACCAUGAACAAGGUCUGUAGGGAGCAGUUUGUCGCCCUGCACAGCCAGCCAAUCCUGGAGGACCUGUCCAACUUCCUGCUACAGAAAUACUGCAAUCGGCUCCAGACUGAGGCCAAGAACAAGAAGUACCAGGAGUACAGGAGGCUGCUGCUGCUUCUGGCCAAAGUGCCCCAGACAGGUGAUUUUGACCUCGAGCAGGUGAAAGAAUCCACUUAUUUCUUCAGCUGAGUGACCGGUGAGGGCGAGUCAGCGGAGGGAGAGGAAUGGAAUUGACAGAGAGCAGCAGGAGUGGGCUGCAGGCUCCGGGGUCUCAACUGGUUUUGGCUCCCUCAGACAUCAGCGCAUUGAUUGAGCCGCGCCCCGGCCCGCCUCCUGGUCCUCGGGCUGGUUGGAGCUGACAGAGCCGCUGGAGGCCUUCACACUCAGUGAACCUGCCUGAUUAAGUGACUGGUGGGUUGAUGGGAGGGAGGGUGCGACACACACUCGUCCAGAUGAGGGAAUCAGCUCUGGAUGAGAAUGUUAAGACUUCAAUCAGUGUAAAGUACCUCUUACAAUGGACGCUUAGGUCAUAUUCAGGUGUGUGGAGAGAGAUCGUGUGUAUGUGAGAGUCUCACAGACUGAAUCACAUGUGAACUGUGUUAAUUUUAAGCCGUGUGUGUGUGUGUGUGUGUGUGUGUGUGUGUGUGUGUGUGUGUGUGUGUGUGUGUGUGUGUGUGUGUGUGUGUGUGUGUGUGUGUGUGUGUGUGUGUGUGUGUGUGUGUGUGUGUGUGUGUGUGUGUGUGUGUGUGUGUGUGCGUGUCCUGCUGGGAUGACCGCAGAGCGCUGACCCGCCUCUGCUACAAUCCCACCCAAUCAUCGAUCCCAUCACUUACAGGCUGUCAGGAUGCUUUCUGACACGAUGCUCAUUCAUUAGAACUUUUUCUGAAGAAGUUUGAAGAGGAAAUGACUGAUGGACACUGAGAGAAGCAGAAAUGUGGAGGGAUGAGUUGUGGGGCUUUUCCACGACAUCGGGUCCCAGCAUACUCUUGAUUUUUACCUUCUUGCAGCGACUAAGCACUUCUCAGUUGCCUAAAAAUAAAGAUAAAAUGUGUUUCUUAAAA
Molecule: messenger RNA, 4927 nt
Organism: Hippoglossus stenolepis (Pacific halibut)
Lineage: Eukaryota; Metazoa; Chordata; Actinopteri; Pleuronectiformes; Pleuronectidae
Gene: polrmt
Product: polymerase (RNA) mitochondrial (DNA directed)
Exons: 21
Coding region: 81-4055 (1324 amino acids)
Biological process (GO): mitochondrial transcription
Cellular component (GO): mitochondrial DNA-directed RNA polymerase complex
Molecular function (GO): mitochondrial promoter sequence-specific DNA binding; DNA-directed RNA polymerase activity; protein binding
Source: RefSeq, a predicted model, not a curated record